UUCACAGGCCACACGGAUCCACGAGGACCAUAUCUACAAGGUGCUUUAGGACAUGUACGACGUAGCCCUACAAGCUCUCCUGCAAGACCGAGUCACUCUGUCGAAAGAGGAAGAGCGGCGUCUGAAGGAGUCCUGUGACGGGAAAGGGCUUCCUUGCAUGAAUGUGAUGGCGACAUUUUUCAAUCUGCAAGACAUCAAUGACAAGCUGGGGCAUCAUCAGAAUUACUCGGCGCCCCAUAGGAGCUUGCAAGAGUUCUACGGUGCAUCAGGUAUCGUCCACAAGUUAAUGGAAGGUUCUCACUCACGUCUCAUACCACGCAUGCUUCACGACCCGCCGCGCCAACAGCUUCGGAACUUGUGGAACCUGCUCCGGCACAUGGCAUGUCUCUUCUGCUACCCACAAACACCACUUCGUGCUUCAGAUAUACGACGCAUGCUUCACUUUCCGCCACCCCAACAGUUCCGGAACUUGAGAAACCUGCUCCGGCACGUGGCAGGCCUCCUCUGCCACCCACAAACACCACAUUGUGCUCCAGCCACACAAGAGGUGGUGGACCUGCUGGCGGAGACUGGGAUGAAGAAUUGUAAUCAUUGGCUAUCCAUGUUGGAGGACACUGAAGUGAACAGGACUGCCUUGGGUUGUGUUGCCAGACAUAUUACAAGUAAUGAAAGGGAGCUGGUAACAAUAACAAGCAGCACCAUCACCAGUGCCAGUGCCCUCCUCCCCCUCAUCCCCUCCAAGAAGGUACGGAUAGUGCUAAGCAGGAAUGAAUCAGACGUGCAGGGGCUUAUCUUUGAACCACAAAUGCUGUCCCUUCCCCACCAAUACAGACAUCCAGACCAAGCCACUCUCUCUGACGCCUUGCUGCGUGCCACACCCAGGGAUUACACCGGGAAUGUGGUGACAACAGCAAGGGAGGCGCCUGCAACAAUGACACGCUGCGGCGUCCCAACAGGACACUUGUCUCUCACCUCAUCCCACUCAUCACCACACACACGCUCCACACAAUCACGGGAGCUGGGACACUCAUGAACAGACAGGAGACGCUUCGCCAGGUACCCAGCUUUUCCAACAACCAUAUCGGCAGUGGGAGGGGGGUCUCGAGGCGUUAUCACCCAUGUGCGAAAAGACAUUCCAGCCAUCCUGACAGGUGACCCACCAAACCUCGGGGAUGAGGUUGAUACGCUGUGCGUCAUCCUGCACUUUGGCGCCGCCACCAUGUGAUCACUUCGCAUACGCACCACCAUCCUAUUUUAAAUGCUCCUGAUAAUAAUUAAUUAAAGUGUAACUUCCACUCAUCUAUCUCUUAUGUAUGUGUGUACGACAACAUAUUGUCAUAUGUCAUAAUUAUGUACCACGCCAAGACUGCCUCCUGGGAAUGACAUAGUCUUUUUCACAAAUUUAUAAGCGCUUUGUGAAUAAAAGUAU
Molecule: messenger RNA, 1429 nt
Organism: Scylla paramamosain (green mud crab)
Lineage: Eukaryota; Metazoa; Arthropoda; Malacostraca; Decapoda; Portunidae
Exons: 3
Coding region: 53-1033 (326 amino acids)
Source: RefSeq, a predicted model, not a curated record